AAUAUCCUUUAUUUGAACCUAGAAUACAUUUUGAUGAUAAUAUUGCACCAAAAUCUGCACCAGAAACGUGACCUUGGGUGUGUAGGAGGGUGGGAAUCCAGGGCUACUGAACACAGAAACGAGCCACUCAGUCUGCUGGUCAGCAUACACACCUUUUCUCCGGACAACACAACACAUGAGAAUGGUGUCUUAAAUGUGAAAGACGUGUUGCAUCUGCGAUUGCUAUUACUAUUUUGAAUAGAACUUGUCUUUCCAGAACCAGGAUCGUAGUAAAUCGUGAUUUUUUUACACUGACACUGCAGAAGAAUCCAUAUUUAUAAGUCCGCAAUACCACAGAGGGCUUUGUUUUGGCACCCAGGCCCAGCCCUGCAUUUUCGCUACACAUCACUGAACGAGGUACUGCGGAUGGCCUGCUUCUCUGAGACCGUUGUCGUCGACGAUCUCGAACAAGCUACUCAUUUGCUUGAGUUCAAGCCACCUGGGAACAACAAUGUCACAUAUAAGAGUGGUCGCGAAACUUGGGACAAUGCCUGGGCUCCUGAUGGCUCCUACUUCGCUUGUGCUUUUGGAGAAAGAUGUGUAAAAGUUAUUCCAUGGAAUCAUGCAAAGAAAACUUCAGUAAAGCUUGACAACAUUAAUGAAAAUGGAGAUAUUUUAACUCACAAGGGUUGUACAAUAGAUGCAGGAGAAUUGGUAUGGUCUGUAGCUAUAGGGUCUGCAGUGUCUGAGAAAAUCCCAAGAACAUGUAGUAUAAACUACCAUCAUGUUCGUUCUGCGAAUCUCAUGCUUGCCAUUGGGCUGAACAAUGGAAGAAUCAAAAUAUGGGAAUUGGACACAAAUAAACUAAUUACAGAACUCUAUGAUCACAAAACAGUGGUCCGUGGUCUACAUUUUGCUCCUGAUGGAAGUCUGAGGUUGGCCUCGGCCUCAAGAGAUGGAACAAUUAAACUUUGGGACAUGUAUGAUGACGGAAACAUGUAUAAGACUCUCCGUCCAGGUUGUGAGUGGAUGUAUGCAGCCCGAUGGUCACCAGAUUGUCAGAAGAUUGCUGGUGUAGGGAGUGCUAGAACAGUGGUUGUGUGGGACAGCAACACUUAUGAAGUUAUCAGAAAGUUCAUCGGCCACCAUCAUAAUGUAGUGGAUGUGGACUUCUCACCAGAUGGUGCACUGCUAGUCACAGCAUCCUAUGACACCAGGGCAGUUGUGUGGGAUGUCUACACAGGGGAUGUGCUGUUGGAACUAUGUCAUUUGUUCCCACCUCCCAGGCCAAUCUAUGCCUCAGGAGCUAAUGGCAAUCAUGUUCGAGGUGCAGUGUUUUCUCAUGAUGGAAAACACAUAGCUACCAUCUGUGAUGAUGGAUACUUAAGGAUCUGGACCAUUGAGGAUGAGUUGGUUCCACAGCAGAUUGCCACUAUACCAGAUGCUCUCUGUGUAGCAUGUUCUCCAACUGGGAGUAUUGUAUCAGUUGGGACUAGAGAUGGCACCACCAGUCUGUUUGCUUUCCCCAGGCAAGUGGAGCCACUGCAGCACCUGUGUCGUAUGGCCCUACGCACCCUUACACCCUCACAAUCAGUAGAUAAACUCUGGCUGCCACUCAAAGUGAAGGAAUAUGUGAAGUAUAGGUGUCCAUGAGACACAUCAGUUUUAUGAUAUGUGCUUGACCUGGAAAGCAGGCUGAUGUCAUGCCAGAAGUCAGGUGUAGGAUCUGAUUCUGAAAAAGACAUUCACUCUUUAGAGAUAUCUUCAGCUACGUUUUCUGUAUCAUUUUGCCUUUAUAUGUCAUAGUUUCCUCUAGGAAAAUGGUAAAUAGGAGGAUAUUCAAGAUGAUGAUAUCAAUACUUUUGGUCUACACUUUGUGUCACUUCAUGAAGUGUAGCUCAGAGUGGAUGGUGAACAGUAUUUUAUAUCUGUACAUAUAUAAAUAUAUAUAUAUAUACAUGUAAAUAUAGGCUUUCAAUAUAUGUAAAAUACACAAUUGUCACAGACCGAGGGGCAAUCUGUGUUUUAGGUUAUGGAUCUGUUUGUCUGGCAGCAAUAUAUUCAAUACUUUUUUUAAUGCAUUGUUUUCACUAUUUACAUUUAUUGUUUGCAUAUGAAGAGUCGGAGGUAUUGAUAGGGUAUGGUUACCAUUUGUGUAAUCAGAGAAUUUGAGUGUGUUUUUCAGAUGUGCUAUUGUGCAUGUCAAAUAGAAAAGUAAUCGGUUUCAGCUUGUAGGUUACAAGUAUGAUAUUAAGGAGACAUCCCAAAGUGAACAUGGUUUCUGGAAAACUUAAAUCUUUGAAGUAGUGGUAUUUGGUCUAGGUAAGGUUAAUUACCAUGUUUUAAAUAUUUUUGAUUUGCAGAAACCACAUGAACUUUUGAGACAGUAUUGAGAUUUUAAAUCAAUGAUUAUGACUCUGUGGUGCCUCUUGUAUAGAAAUAACUCUGAAUAGUAUGAUAGCUAUUUUCAACAGUUUGCUUUCAUGAGUUAUCUUUGUUCAUAGAUUUUUUUCUUACUGUUUUCGUAUUGUAGGUAUUUUUAUUGUGGAUGUUAGUUAUUUUAAUCUGGUGCUGGUCCUUUAAGCUUUUCCUAUCUUGUGCAGAAAAUAUUUUUCCUUCUGCUCAAUUGCAUUUGUCUUUCAAUUUAUGGAUGUUUUUGUGACCUACUGUUUUAUGGAGAAAGAUGUUUUGAUUAUAUCAUGUGUCACAAGAAAAAAAAACAUUUGUAUUUUAAUUAACUUACUAAAGAAAGCAGUAUUAAUUUUGAAGAGGCCAGACUAAGGAUGGUAUGAAGUAAUAACAAAAACUACUGUUUGCCAUUUUGCCCUUGCAAUAAAUAAAAAUCAUUGUUAAAUUUUAGUUACAGAUGAAGUAUUGCCAUACAAAGCAAGGCAGGCACUAAUAUGUUCAUAUAUGUUUACUUAAUAUGUUAUUUUAAACCCACUAGUUUUGGGUUACUGGCAGUGCUGUGCCUGUACAGAAAGUCUACACCAAAAUUGCCUUCACCUGUCUUAGAAUUUUCUUGUUUCCAGGUACACUUGUAAAAUGGUCAUUGGAUUCUUGAAAGUUGCUGUCAGGUGUAAAUGUAGUGUAGUCAUUUGUGAUGAAUAAUUAUGCCAAAAGUAAAAGUUGCACUACAACUGUGUUAGCAAAAUAACUAGAAAACAAUUGUUUUCCUUCUAACUUAUAUAGCCACCUAUAGAACGUGAAGAUACUGCACUAAAAUACUGAAUUUCAGAUCGACUUUUUUCCGUUACAAGUUUUUUAUUUAUCAAGUGUAUCGCUUUCUUGUGCCUGUAAGAUUCACCCGAGCUUGAAAAUGUGGUAUUUGAGAAACCGGUGCACUGACUGUAUUGAUCUGAAGAGUUUUCCAUAACCUUCAGCCACUGUUCUAAACACUUGGUAGCUUUUGCUGCCUGGUCUGUUCGUUUGUCUUAUUUAUGGCAUGUUUCCUUGAAAAAAUAAAUGCAUUGUAAUAUA
Lingula anatina is the source of this 3459-nucleotide messenger RNA. Its product is annotated as WD repeat and SOCS box-containing protein 1. The record is from RefSeq and is a predicted model, not a curated record. Gene Ontology annotation, molecular function: protein binding. NCBI's taxonomy places the organism in Eukaryota, Metazoa, Brachiopoda, Lingulata, Lingulida, Lingulidae. Gene Ontology annotation, biological process: intracellular signal transduction; protein polyubiquitination.